Molecule: messenger RNA, 1979 nt
Organism: Synchiropus splendidus (mandarinfish)
Lineage: Eukaryota; Metazoa; Chordata; Actinopteri; Syngnathiformes; Callionymidae
Gene: ppic
Product: peptidylprolyl isomerase C
Exons: 6
Coding region: 71-712 (213 amino acids)
Biological process (GO): protein folding; protein peptidyl-prolyl isomerization
Cellular component (GO): intracellular membrane-bounded organelle
Molecular function (GO): peptidyl-prolyl cis-trans isomerase activity
Source: RefSeq, a predicted model, not a curated record
GAUCGCUGAUCUCCGGUCAACCUCCCCGCUGCCUCUCCCCGGGAUUCCUCCUCCUCUUCUCCGUUCAAAGAUGGAGCUCCGGACGCUUCUCCCGGCUCUCCUCGCCCUCUCCGCCGCCUCGCUGCAGUCGGUGUCGGUGGAGUCCGGCGCGGUGUCCCGGUCCGGACCCAAAGUCACCGAGAAGGUCUUCUUUGACGUGGCGGUUAGCGGUCACGAGGUGGGCCGCAUCGUCAUCGGCCUGUUCGGAGAGGUCGUCCCUUCAACGGUCAACAACUUUGUGGCCCUGGCCACUGGAGAGAAAGGUUACAGCUACAAAGGCACAAAGUUCCACAGAGUCAUCAAGGACUUCAUGAUCCAGGGCGGAGAUUUCACGGCCGGAGACGGGACUGGAGGUCACAGCAUCUAUGGGACGACUUUUAAAGAUGAAAACUUCAAGUUGAAGCACUUGGGCCCGGGCUGGGUGAGCAUGGCGAACGCCGGUCCUGACACCAACGGCUCUCAGUUCUUCAUCCUGGCGGCUAAAGCUCCGUGGCUGGACGGGAAACACGUGGUGUUUGGAAAGGUUCUGGACGGGAUGGCUGUCGUGCACACCAUUGAGCUGCAGGACACCAACGACAGAAGUCUGCCGUACACUGAGUGUGUCAUCGUCAACAGCGGGCGGAUCGCCGUGAAGGAGCCAUUCGUGGUGGAAGUAGACGGCUGGGAGAACUAGUCCAGUCAAACCCCUAGGAGGCUUCAGGUCCUUGUCUGACUCGGCCCCUAGUGACAUGCUGCAUUUCAACACUCAAACAAACUUGACCAUGUUAUGUUGUGUUCUUUUCUGUUUCACAACAGCAAAACCAAAUUCAAGCUGUGUGUUUUGAAAGACACACGUAAACAAGGGAUUAGUCAGAGUGAAGGAGCCAGCACUUCUACUUUUGCUUCCUCUCCUAAAUGGAAUACAGUAGCAAGCACUGAUAUACGACAACCUGACGCAGUAGCAUUAACAUGUCAGUAAGAGUCAGUUCUGAAGAAAUCGUUUUUACUUACAUGCAUGCCGCAGUGCACUGCAGGAAACCUUCCCUUUAUUUAUUUCAACGCUAUAUUUUUGGAUUUUUAUCACUGUGCUGACUCUACAUCACACAACCUUCUGCUUCUGUGUGGAACCUAUUGGUGCAAUCCAUUUACAUUAAUGAGUCAGGAGUCUUGGAGUGACCUCACGCUAGCUACUAAUAAGAACUUCAGACUCUUGAAAACAGAUGGACGAAUCGUGACAUGAGCGGAAUUAGCAUCCAUCAACAACUUGUUUACAAGGACAGAUAUUAACACACAAUUUGCAUGAUCUGUUUUCUAUGUGUGUUCUCUGUGCUGCCCCCAGGAAACUCUUUCGACAUUCAAGUGAAAUAUGAAAACAACAGAAAUGAACUGAAUUUUCAGAAAUGGAUCAUAAACUGACCCCAGUUCGUCAAUUAAGAAACGAAAAUAGGUGCCAUUUUUUAAGUCAGUGAAGAGUAGUUUCCAUUCCUCUUCUCUAGUGCCCCCUGCAUGCUGAAAUUUCAGAGUAAAAAAGCAAUUUACAAUCGAAAAACUGUGAUUUUUGCACGUGAACUUGUAGCAGUGAAUUCUCACCUAUUUUUAAACCAACGUUAAUGUUAUAUUGUUCGUACGACAUGCUCAUUUUUUUCUUACAUUGUGUGUCAACCUUUUUAUACAUUUGUACAAGCUAAACUUGAUCCUAAACUCCUGUGGUAUCUUUCUCAAAUAUGCACACUAACUACAAGGCGUAGCAAACUCAAGUGCCAUGGCAGUAUUUGUACGUUCAACUCAACCAUGUUUGUCUCCCUGUAUCAGCAUGACAGAACUGUAGCGGGUGUGUGAGCUAUGAUUUAUGUUACAUUUUGUCUUGUGACAUCGCCAUGUGUCCUCAGACUAUAUCUGACGCAACAGUUGCAAUAUUUUGUGUUUGUGCCAAAUUUUAUACAAUAAAAUCUUUUUAAUUC